UCUAGUUUGCUACUGACAAUGACUAUUCAUCAUGAGUAUCUGGCUUCUAGUCAGCCACUAAAGCCACCCACCCAUAGACCUACCACUUCCCUUAUUGAAUUUUUGUUUAGAGCAGCUGUGUCAUGCUUGUGA
Messenger RNA from Racocetra persica, 132 nucleotides. The record is from the annotation of a GenBank genome assembly. Lineage: Eukaryota; Fungi; Glomeromycota; Glomeromycetes; Diversisporales; Gigasporaceae.